AUGUUGCUAUGCUGGGUGUUCCGCCUACGAGCUCUGGCACUGUGCCUGACUGACUACCAGAAGAAGAACCUCUUGAUUCUCUGGAAGAAGGAUACCCUCUCUACUGUGACUUCCUUCGCUGUCUCCACGGCGAGGUCUUCUGUUGCGUGGUCUUCUGUUGCGUGGUCUUCUGUUGCCUGGUCUUCUGUUGCGUCUGCUGGGGGCCUCGCUUCUGCUUCUACUGCAAGCUCGACGUCUGCUAAUGGUUUCGCGCUUGCUUUUGCUUCAGGAGAUUCGGGUUCUCUUCUUACAGGUGCUGCCUCUGCUUCAGCUCUCUUAGUGCUGGCUCUGCUUGCUACCUCUGCUUCUGUUGUUGGUGCUGCCUCUGCUUCAGCUGUUGGUGCUGCAUCUGCUUCAGCUGUUAGUGCUGCCUCUGCUUCUGCUGUUGGUGCUGCCUCUGCUUUGUUGUUGGUGCUACCUCUGCUUCAGCUGUUGGUGCUGCAUCUGCUUCAGCUGUUAGUGCUGCCUCUGCUUCAGCUUGUUGCCUCUGCUUCUGCUGUUAGUGCUGGUUCAGCUGUUAGUGCUGCCUCUGCUUCUGCUGUUAUUGUUGCUUCUGCUUCUGCUGUUAGUGCUGCCUCAGCUCUGUUAGUGUUGCCUCUGCUUCAGCUGUUAGUGCUGCCUCUGCUUCUGCUUGCUGUUUCUGCUGUUUGUGCUGCCUCUGCUUCUGCUGCUGGUGCUUCAUCUGUUUCUGCUGUUGGUGCUGCCUCUUCUUCUUCUGUAAGUGCUGCCUCUGUUUCUAAUACAGGUGCUGCUUCUUCUGUUUGUGCUGCCUGUGCUUCUGUUGUUGGUGCUGCCUCUGUUUCUAAUACAGGUGCUGCUUCUUCUGUUUGUGCUGCCUGUGCUUCUGUUGUUGGUGCUGUCUGUGCUUCUGCUGUUAGUGCUGCCUGUGCUUCUACUGGUGGUGCUGCCUCUGUUGGUGCUGCCUCUGCUUUUGCUGUUGGUGCUGCCUGUGCUUCUGUUGUUGGUGCUGCCUCUGCUUUUGUUGUUAGUGUUGAGCCUGCUUCUUCUACCGGUGCUACUAAUGCAGCAUUUCAGGAUUCCUACGCGGUGAAGCUUCUGGCCGGCUGA
Messenger RNA from Penaeus monodon (black tiger shrimp), 1107 nucleotides. RefSeq names its product antifreeze protein Maxi-like. NCBI's taxonomy places the organism in Eukaryota, Metazoa, Arthropoda, Malacostraca, Decapoda, Penaeidae. The transcript has 10 exons. The coding region runs from base 1 to 1107 and encodes 368 amino acids. The record is from RefSeq and is a predicted model, not a curated record.